Messenger RNA from Molossus molossus (Pallas's mastiff bat), 2454 nucleotides. It is a transcript of the gene ZNF484, whose product is annotated as zinc finger protein 484. Gene Ontology annotation, molecular function: DNA-binding transcription factor activity; RNA polymerase II cis-regulatory region sequence-specific DNA binding. The record is from RefSeq and is a predicted model, not a curated record. Gene Ontology annotation, biological process: regulation of transcription by RNA polymerase II. Lineage: Eukaryota; Metazoa; Chordata; Mammalia; Chiroptera; Molossidae.
AUGGCGGCUCCUGACCUUUCACAUUGCAGAGGAGUGUUUCCACAGGGACCGGUGUCAUUCACGGAUGUGACUGUAGCAUUUAGCAGGGAGGAGUGGCAACACCUGGACCUUGCUCAGAAAAGCCUGUACAGGGAUGUAAUGUUGGAAAACUACUUCAACUUGCUCUCAGUGGGGUGUCAAGUUCCCCCACCAGAAGUCGUUUACAACCUGGAGCAAGGAGGAAAGCAAUGUGUAUUAGAUGGUGAGACCUCCAAUCAGAGCUGCCUGGAUCGGGAUGUUGGUUUUAAAACUGUACAACAGGGAAUGUCAGAAAAAGUUUCAAUCAAGUUUGAGAGAAUUGAUCUCUUCACAAGAGAUGACCCAUAUUUCAUUUUAGAAUUGUGGCGAGAUAAUGAUCAGACAGGGGGUCGUGAGGAAAACCAGGACCAACGUGUGAGCCAUAUUGCCUUUAUCAACAAAGAGACACUGGCUGAUGAGAAGGACUGCGAACACAAGGACAUUGUAAAUCCAAACUUCAUUCCUUCAAGAAAAAGACCCUGUAACUAUAACUCACUUGGAAGUGUGAAGCCUAUUAUAAACUUAUGCAAUUAUAAUAGAAACAAUGUAAAAGAAAAUCUUGAUAAGAUUAUUGGAUAUGGAAAUAAUUUUACUCAUAUAAAUUCUUAUACAGAAAUGAAUGCUUGUGAAUGUAAUCAAUGUAAGAAAUGUCUGAGUUGUAAGCAAGAUCUUAUUCAACAUCAAGAAAUUCAUACGGGGAAGAACCUUCGUGGAUUUUCUGACUGUGUAAACAUUGUCAACCAGAAGUCACACCUCUUUGCACAUGGUAAUAUUUAUACUGAAGACAAACAGAAUGAAUGCAGCAAAUGUGGGACAGUCUCUAUUCAGAAUUCUCAAUUUGCUAUACCUCAGAAGGUUUAUACAGGAGAGAAAUCCUAUAUAUGCACUGGAUAUGGGAAGGACAUUUCCCUCAAGUCAAACCAUGAGAAAAGUCCUACUGAGGGAAAUGACUAUAAAUGCACUGAAUAUGGAAAAGCCUAUAUUCAGAAGUCAGAUGUCGUCAGAUGCCAAGGAAUUCAUUCUGGAGAAAAACCCCAUAAAUACACUGAACAUGGGAGAAGCAUCUCUCAGAAUUCAAACCGCAGUAUACAUAAAAAAAAUCAUAUUGGAGAGAAACACUUUGAAUGUAUUGAAUGUGGGAAAGCCUUCACAAGGAAAUCAACACUAAAUAUGCAUCAGAAAAUUCAUACAGGAGAAAAAUCAUAUGUAUGUCCUGAAUGUGGGAAAUCCUUUAUCCGGAAGUCACAUUUUAUUAUGCAUGAGAGAAUUCAUACUGGAGAGAAACCUUACAAAUGCAGUGAUUGUGGGAAGUCUUUUAUAAAGAAGUCACAACUCCUUGUACAUCAGCGAACGCACACUGGAGAGAAUCCCUUUAUCUGUUUAGAAUGUGGGAAGGUCUUCACCCACAAGACAAAUCUCAUUAUACACCAGAAAAUUCAUACUGGAGAGAGACCCUAUACAUGCAGCAGCUGCGGGAAAUCAUUCACCUGGAAGUCACGACUCAGAAUGCAUCAGAAGUGCCACACUGGAGAGAGACGUCAUGAGUGCGGUGACUGCGGGAAAGCCUUCAUUCAGAAGUCAGCACUGAGCGUGCAUCAGAGAAUUCAUGGAGGGGAGAGGCCCUGUGUGUGUCCUGACUGUGGGAAGGCCUUCUUCCACAAGUCACAUUUUAUCACACACGAGAGAAUUCAUACCGGGGAGAAACCUUAUGAAUGCCCUGACUGUGGAAAGUCUUUUACUAAGAAAUCACAACUCCAUGUCCAUCAACAAAUUCACACGGACAGAUGUGCCAAAUGCGGAAAGGCUUUCACCGACAGAUCAAACCUCUUUACGCACCAGAAGAUUCACGCUGGAGAGAAAGCCUACGCAUGCAGUGACUGUGGGAAAGCCUUCUCCCGGAAGUCAGGCCUCCACGUCCACCAGCAGGCGCAUACUGGAGAAAGACAGCACACGUGCAGUGACUGUGGGAAAGCCUUCGCAAGAAAGUCAACGCUCAUCAUGCAUCAAAGGAUUCAUUCAGGAGAGAAACCCUAUGUCUGUACUGAAUGCGGGAAGUCCUUCACCCAAAAGUCCCAUUUAAAUCGACACUGGAGAAUUCAUACCGGAGAGAAACCCUAUGAGUGCAGAGACUGUGGGAAAGCCUUCAUUAAGAAGUCACAACUCCAUGAGCAUCAGCGAACUCACACAGGAGAGAAACCAUACAUAUGUGCUGAAUGUGAAAAGGCCUUCACCAUCAGAUCGAAUCUUAUUAAACACCAGAAAACCCAUACCAAAAAGCCCUAUAAAUGCAGUGACUCUAGGAAAGCUUUCAACUAGAAGACACAACUCAGCAUGUAUCAGGAAUUUGACCGAGAGGACGUAGAGUGCCCAGUACCACAACCAGAGGCUGCAGCUUAA